AUGGCGUCAUCCAGCGUGAAGAGGGGUCACUGCGGGUCAUCGCGAGACGUCCACCGCAAGAUAGACCCAUGUCACACCUUAGGAACGGGAUUGGGCAAGACAAGGGUGGAGGCCGCUCUGGCCGCCCCCGACACCGCCGUCCCUGACGCCGCCGUCGAGGUAGGCACCGCCACCCCGGAAGGUGUCGGCCUCACCGACGGCCCCAGCGCAUGCGUUUCCGCCCCCAUCAAGGUUGCCGCGGCCACCGCCGACGCCAACGCGCGUCCCGACCCGUCCGUCGGCGCCACCGCCCCCGUCGCAGAUGCCGGAGCAAGUGUUCCCAUGGCCACCACGCCCUUCAUCGCGGCAACCAAGGUAGGUGUCCCCACCCCCAUCGUGGCUUCUGGAGCAGGCACCUCUGCCUCCACCGCUGCUGCCGCCUCUGCCGCGGCUCCUGGGGCAGAUGUCCCCGCCUCCGUCGCCGCCGCUGCCUUCGUUGCAGCCGCUGUGGGGGGUGUCCCCGCCUCCUCCGCCGCAGCCGUCCCCGUUGUGGCUACGGGGGCAGACUCUCCCUCCUCCGUUGCCACCGCCAUCCCCGUCAUGGCCGCUGGGGCAACCGCCCCCAUCUCCGCCACUGCCGUCGGAGCCGCAUGCUCCUCCUCCGCCUCGUCGUCGUUGAGGUAA
Messenger RNA from Setaria italica (foxtail millet), 663 nucleotides. Its product is annotated as antifreeze protein Maxi-like. The record is from RefSeq and is a predicted model, not a curated record. The coding region runs from base 1 to 663 and encodes 220 amino acids. NCBI's taxonomy places the organism in Eukaryota, Viridiplantae, Streptophyta, Magnoliopsida, Poales, Poaceae. The transcript has a single exon.